Molecule: messenger RNA, 630 nt
Organism: Arabis nemorensis
Lineage: Eukaryota; Viridiplantae; Streptophyta; Magnoliopsida; Brassicales; Brassicaceae
Source: the annotation of a GenBank genome assembly
AUGUCUUUAGCUUACGAAAUCUCUCACAUUGAUUUGGAAAAUAAUUCCGGCGAGAGGCAUUACCGUCGAAGUGACGUCAACGAAAUCGGAGAAGACAGUUCUUCUUGUGACUACGACUACGAUUUUCACUCAGCUGUUCGUAGCUUUUGCGGCGAGUUUGAGAUCAAUGAUUUCGACGACCACGACGGAUCGGAAUCAUCAGAACCCUCCGAAUCAAUCGGAGUGUCUCCGGAGAAAGAUUGUCGGAUUUGUCAUUUGGGUUUAGAGAGUAGUCGACAUGAAUGUGGAGAUCCAAUGGUUCUUGGAUGUUCUUGUAAAGAUGAUUUAGGUUGUGUCCAUAAGCAUUGCGCCGAGACUUGGUUCAAGAUCAAGGGUAAUAAGACAUGCGAGAUUUGUCGUUCGAUAGCUCAAAAUUUCUCUAAAGUUGUCAAUGAGAUUGAUCAAACAAGGAUUGAAAGCAAUGUAGAUGACGUAGAAGCCGGAAAUUCAGCUACCGUGGUGGCUAUAAACGAUUCCGAUGACCGGAGAUUUUGGAGAGGAAAUAGAUUUCUAAAUUUCCUUUUAACAUGUAUGGUUUCUGCAUUUGUUAUCUCAUGGUUCUUUCACUUUAACUUGCCUUCACAACAAUGA